AUGAGUGAGACCAGCCGGCUGUGCUCCGGCUACUACAGCCUCAACCAUACCUUCGUGGAGUCCUUCCAGUGCCCCCGGCGCGGCGAGGGGGCCGCGCUUCUCUACUGCUGCGGCUUCGCGGACCUCAAGUACUGCUGCAGCGAGCCGGGCAGCUACUUCCCCUACAAGCACAGCUACAUGUGGAGCCUCAGCAUUGGUGCUCUGAUUGGAUUGGGGAUUGCUGCCCUUGUUUUACUUGCCUUUGUCGUCAGCGUCUGUGUCCUUUGCUAUUUAUUUCUGUAUACAAAACCUCAAAGAUUAGACACUGGCCUUAAACUUCAUCACCUAGAGGCUUCUUCCGCUCAAGAAGGCAACCUAAAUAGAAAAACCAAAGCCCUCAAUUCAAAUGCAGCAUCAAAUUCUACAAAUGAAACAUUCUAUGAAGCUGAAGAUAAAAUUCAAGAAAAAGAAGUGGAUACAAUACAAAUUAAUAUUGCUUAUUAA
Urocitellus parryii (Arctic ground squirrel) is the source of this 483-nucleotide messenger RNA. RefSeq names its product shisa like 2B (gene Shisal2b). The record is from RefSeq and is a predicted model, not a curated record. NCBI's taxonomy places the organism in Eukaryota, Metazoa, Chordata, Mammalia, Rodentia, Sciuridae.